This is a messenger RNA of Alligator sinensis (Chinese alligator), 2601 nucleotides long. RefSeq names its product zinc finger protein 664-like. Bases 35 to 1444 code for a protein of 469 amino acids. Gene Ontology annotation, biological process: regulation of transcription by RNA polymerase II. NCBI's taxonomy places the organism in Eukaryota, Metazoa, Chordata, Crocodylia, Alligatoridae. The record is from RefSeq and is a predicted model, not a curated record. The transcript is spliced from 3 exons. Gene Ontology annotation, molecular function: RNA polymerase II cis-regulatory region sequence-specific DNA binding; DNA-binding transcription factor activity, RNA polymerase II-specific.
GCCGGGCGGACCAUAGAGUCCGGGUCCGCCGGGGAUGGCCGGCGCUCAGGGGGCAGCCGGUGGCGGCCCGGGGCGCUUCGAGGAGGUGGCGCUGCGCUUCACGCGGGCCGAGUGGCGGCUCCUGGGGGACGGGGACAAGGCGCUUUACCGGGACCAGAUGCUGCGGAUCUACGAGGCCCUUGUCUGCCUGGGAUAUCAAGGUCCCACACCAGACUUAAUCGGCCGCAUCCAGCGAGGGGAAAUGGAGCUCUGGGUUUGUGAUGAGAGCCCUGGAGAAAACUCAUGGUCUGAGGGCCACUUGCCAGCAGGUGCUGCGAUACUGAGCAGAGCUGAGCAGCAGCCCCCAGAGGAAGAGCCUGCAAACCUGGAGCUGGUUCCAGGCAGAAACCAGCUACCUGAGCAAUGGGGACAGAGAACAGCAGAGCCUCAAAAGAGCCCUGUCUGCAGAGAAGGAGUUGAGGGACAGAAAGACCCAAGGAGCCCUGAGGGCAGUACUCACAGUGGACAGGAACUGUAUAUAUGUGGAGAGUGUGGAGAAAGCCUCUGGGACCUGCAGGAGGUCAGGGCGCACGGGGAGGCCCAUGGGAGGGAGCUGGCCCACCCCUGCACCAUGUGUGGGGAGAGCUUCCAGUAUAAGUGCCACCUCGUGGAACACCAGAGGAUGCACUUGGGUGAGCAGCCUCACCCCUGCCACGAGUGCGGGAAGCGCUUCUCGCGCCUGUUCCAGCUCCAGGUGCACCUGCGCAUCCACUCAGGGGACCGUCCCCACCUCUGCCCAGACUGCGGGAAGAGCUUCACCCGCCGGGAUGGCCUGCGCGUGCACCGGCGUAUCCACAGUGGGGAGAAGCCACACCGCUGCACGCAAUGCGGGAAGAGCUUUGACUGCCCAUCCCGCCUGCGUGUCCAUGGGCGUGUCCACACAGGGGAAAAACCAUACCGCUGCCCUGAGUGUGAGAAGAGCUUCACCAACCAAUCCCGCCUGCGUGACCACCAGCGCCUGCACGCGGGGGAUAUGCUGCACCAUUGUGCCGACUGUGGGAAAGGCUUCGCCUACCUGUCCCGCCUGCGUGACCACCAGCGCGUGCACACGGGGGAGAAGCCCUUCUGCUGCGCGCAGUGCGGGAAGCGCUUCACACAGAGCUCCGCCAUUGCCAAGCACCAGCUCAUCCACACCGGGGAGAGGCCACACCGCUGUGCCCAGUGCGGCAAGCGCUUCCGGCAGAGCUCUGCGCUCACCAAGCACCAGCUCAUCCACAGCGGGGAGAAGCCGUACCCCUGCAUGCAGUGUGGGAAGCGCUUUGCCGAGAGCUCCGCACUCACCACACACCAGCAUGUGCACACUGGGGAGAGGCCACACCACUGCACCCACUGUGGGAAACGCUUUGCCUCCACUUCGGCUCUCAACAAACACCGGCGAUCCCAUGGGCCAGACCUUUGCCGCUGACACAGGCUGGUGUCUGCAGUUCUUACCUCUCUUUUCACCCCACCACCUAUGCCCUGAACCCCAGUUCAGUGGGGAGACAGUCCAGCACCUGGCCUGAAAUGCCCCCAUCACCCUGUUCACCAGCUGCUGGGUUUGCACAUAGUAGAACUGAAUGAAUGUCUGUCCUUCUGGCUAUGGCCUGGUGCUGUAGGGUUAUGGUGUGGUUUAUUCACCUUGUACUGGCAGAAGAAGCAUCUUGGGUGGGCACCCCUGCAUUGAAGUGCAGGGGAACUUUCCCACCCAAGCAGCUUGAUCACAGGGGGAAGGAGCAGGGGUGGGAAGGGGAGGAACUGGGAAAGUUGCAUUCAGGCCAAGGCAAAGGAAACAGGAUACAGUUCCAGUAUUUAUUGUAUACUUAGUAUACUUUAAACUUCCCAUCCACCUCUACAUCAACUGCAUGGGGGAAGGUGCCCUCCUAGCACACAGCAAUAUUGCAUAACUUCCCAGUUUGUCUAAGGAGGAUGCUUACCGGCAGCUGCUGAAGUCACACAUUCCUUAAUCAGCAGGUCUUGGUAUCUUGCAUUAAAGAGUUUUCAAAGAGCUGGCUCAGAAGCUCUCUAGGCCAUUAAUUUUCAACAGACUGUGGAACACCGGAGAAGGUCUGGAUGAAUGGAAGAAUGAUAAUGUUAUGCCUGGCUAAAUAAAGAUCUAUUAGCCCAGUACUGGUCACGGGGAAAUUAAUGUAAUGACUGAUACAGGACUCAGUUAAUAAUGAACAAAAGGAGGGUCACGUAAAUAUUGUAAAUCAUCGCAGGUCAGGGACAGGUAAUGGUGAUGCUGCGGAGCUGACAGAGUGCCUGAGGUAUUCAAGCUAGGUGUGGGAGUUCAGUACAGCCAGAGACCAAGGCAUGCAUCUGAGAGUGACUGGAGGCCAGGCUCCCAUAGGAAAGGUGAGAAGCUGUCUUUAGCUGCUGUAGGAGGAGCUUUUGUGGGGGGACAGUCCCUGGAGGGACUUUCUGUAGAACCAACAUUUACAGACAGGCCAUGAGGCAUCGCUCUGUGCCCACCCUGUUUGCCAAGCCCUCCCCCCACCACCCAUCUCAGCAUCUCCUCCAGGUCUGCCAGUCUAUCAGGAGCGCCAUCUGUUCCAGCUCCCGGCUCCUUACUCCUUCCAGACA